Molecule: messenger RNA, 1019 nt
Organism: Dichomitus squalens LYAD-421 SS1
Lineage: Eukaryota; Fungi; Basidiomycota; Agaricomycetes; Polyporales; Polyporaceae
Product: ClpP/crotonase
Exons: 7
Coding region: 63-920 (285 amino acids)
Cellular component (GO): mitochondrion
Molecular function (GO): delta(3,5)-delta(2,4)-dienoyl-CoA isomerase activity
Source: RefSeq, a predicted model, not a curated record
GCAGAAAUUGCAAGAGGUCGUCUGCAUUGUUGCUCUAGCACGAAGUGGUGUCCACCCCGAAAAUGUCUCAUCCUUACAGCCACAUCUCAGGAUCAUGGGUGAAGGUCACCUCCCCGCGACCUCACGUAGCCCUGGUUGAGCUCUCUCGCGACCCAGUGAACGCGUUCCACGAACCGUUCUGGACUGAGUUAGGCCACGUAUUCGACAAGAUAGCUGAAGAGCCCACAAUACGUGCCGUGGUGCUGGCCUCUGCGAACUCAAAGCUGUUCUCCGCUGGUAUCGACAUAGGCUCGCUCUCCGGGACGCUUGCUAGCGAGAGUAGCCCCGACCCAUCCCGUCGCGCCUUGCAACUUCAAGGACACAUAGCCUCAUUCCAGGCUUCGAUUUCUGCUCUUGAACGCUGCCGGUAUCCCGUCAUCGUGGCGACGCAUGGCGUUGCUUAUGGUCUCUCCAUUGAUAUCAUUGCCGCUUGCGAUGUCCGCUAUGCAGCCUCUAGUACUUCUUUUGCGGUAAAGGAAGUCGACGUUGGCCUAGCCGCGGACAUCGGGACACUCGCUCGCCUUCCCAAGAUCACUGGGAACCAGUCGCUCGCUUCGGAGCUUGCAUUCACUGCGCGUCCUUUUGAUGCAUCCGAAGCGCUGACGCUCGGUCUUGUCUCCCGUGUCGUAAACGGUGGGCGGGACGAAGUAGUCAAGGCCGCUCUCGAGACUGCUACGCUCAUCGCAGAGAAAUCGCCUAUCGCGGUGCUGGGGACGAAGAAGUUAUUGCUGCACGCAAGAGAUCAUUCAGUAGCAGAGAAUUUGGACUAUACAGCGGUAUGGAAUAGCGCAAUGCUUCAGACGCAGGACAUCCCGAGCGCCGUCGUGGCGUUCCGGAAGAAGCAGAAGCCCAAGUUCGGGCCUUUGGGACCUAAGCUGUAGCUUAGUUAGACCCCUUUCGGGGUUGCAUGCUGCUUUUCCCUAUUUGUGUACUAUAGGACUUGAAGGAGGAUGCCCCUGGAAUCGGAGAUCCAGAAUGCU